Anopheles bellator is the source of this 1476-nucleotide messenger RNA. RefSeq lists its product as uncharacterized. The transcript has 7 exons. Bases 1 to 1476 code for a protein of 491 amino acids. Lineage: Eukaryota; Metazoa; Arthropoda; Insecta; Diptera; Culicidae. Gene Ontology annotation, cellular component: axon; dendrite; neuronal cell body. Gene Ontology annotation, biological process: sensory perception of taste. The record is from RefSeq and is a predicted model, not a curated record.
AUGAGCAACGCGGACAGUAAGCCAACGGAGAGUACGUUCUGUCAGAUUAUGAAGCCCAUCUAUUGGGUAUCGAAGUCGACCGGGCUGUGGCCGCAGUCGUUUAUCCAGUCGUCACCCGGUGUGACGGUGCUCGACAUUGGCUACAUCAUUUUUAUCUACGUCCUGUUUGGGUAUCUCAUCGCUAUCAACAUGAGCGCGAAGCUGUGGGACUACUACAUGACACCGUUUGGGUCGGAAAUCCUUCGGUACGGAUUACAGACACAUCUAGUCAAUGGGCUGUGUCUUGGUGUACUAAUAAUUACCACCAACGUUGUGCAAUACCGAAGAAAGUGGGAAUACAUGAGCUUGCUGGACGCAAUAACGAAGGUAGUCGAACAGGAGUUUCAUGUAAAAAAUCCUGUGAGAGUUGUGCAACUUUUCAUAGCGUUCAUUAUAUUUUGGGAAAACGCGUACCUCCUGUUGGUGUUGAGUGGUUACUACUUUCUGAUAGACAGAACUUUAAACAUACGGACCAGCUAUCUCUACACAUCCUACUACAUUAUGAACGUAUCCAUGUUGGCUCUUAUCAACGAGUAUACUUACUUCAUUGUACACAUCCGACGGCUCAUGACGAUCGUAAACAGGCUGCUGAAGCAGUUACUGUUGAACGAUGCCGAAAGUGAGCUGAUUCUACUCGACAAGGGUCGCAAGGCCAAAACGCCAACCAUCGCGUACGAUGAGAUUUUUACGAUUUACGGACAAAUCGGAAAGGACUUUGCCAACGGUGGAAGUCAAAUGAAACCAAACAAGGCAACAAAGACUUUCGUGGUGCCGCCAGCGUCGGCAGGAUUCAACAAAUUCUCGCCGAUGACCGUGUACAACACCUUUGUCACUCAGCUGAAGAUCGACGGCGAGUCCAGCAUGGAUUCGAUACUAAAAUCACUGAACCGUCUUUCCGUUUUGCACUAUCACCUGUGCGAUGCGAUCCGACUGGUCAAUCGCAUAUCGUCGCUCCCGAUGAUGCUACAGUUUGGGGCCAUAUUUGUGUUUCUAGUGUUUGGCCUGUUCACCAUCUACAAAGCAUUCAAUUCCGGAACGUGGGCAUUCAAAAUUAUGGCCGUGGCUAACGCUUCGUGGAUUGCGUUCUACUUGGUGGCAAUUUUGACCGUCAUCACCGCCACCUCGUCAGCCACGACCGCGGGCCGCGCUACGGGCGAUAUCAUCCACCAGAUUAUACGAAAGCAUCAGAACCACUUCACGAGCGACGUAAUUGAGAGGCUUUCCACAAUGUCACUGCAAAUAAAAAUGCGCGAAAUGUCCUUCUCCUGCGGCUUAUUCCAGUUCGAUUGGCAACUGUUUAGCUCGAUACUUUCAGCGUGCGCAAUGUACCUGGUGUUUCUGAUUCAGUUCGACGUAACACCUCCGCUUGGGCUUUCAUCGAGCAAUCUUACCUUGCCGUCUAUCGAAAUAUUUAACAUUCCGACCGACGGUGAAUAG